Messenger RNA from Gekko japonicus, 829 nucleotides. RefSeq names its product arylamine N-acetyltransferase, pineal gland isozyme NAT-10-like. The record is from RefSeq and is a predicted model, not a curated record. The coding region runs from base 17 to 829 and encodes 270 amino acids. Lineage: Eukaryota; Metazoa; Chordata; Lepidosauria; Squamata; Gekkonidae. Gene Ontology annotation, molecular function: acetyltransferase activity. The transcript has a single exon.
UCCAGGUCUAAGCAACAUGGACGUUACCCAGUAUCUACUACGGAUCAGGUACCAGGGUCCCGCCCAGCCUUCUCUGGAGACCUUGCGCUGCCUCCACCAUUGCCAUCUCUCCUCCGUGCCCUUUGAAAGCCUGAGCAUCCACUGCAGGGAGCCGAUCGCCUUGGCGUUGCCCCUUCUCUACGACAAGAUUGUCCGGCGCCACCGGGGCGGCUUCUGUUUCGAGCUGAAUGGGCUUUUCUUGUGGCUGCUGCAGACGCUGGGAUUUGGUGCCAAAGCGGUGGCCGGUCGUGUCCGGAACCCCUUCACGGGGCGCUAUGGCCCCCCCCUGGACCAUAUGGUGAUCUUGGUCCAGCUGGAGGGACGCUCGUUCCUCUGCGAUGUCGGUUUCGGGGAAGGCUUUCUAGAGCCCCUGGAGUUGAAACCAGGCACAGAACACGUUCAAAAAGGGGGUAUAUUCUGGUUGGGCAACAAGGGGGGGAUUUGGGUCUUGGAGCGCCGGGAAGUUCCCGGCAAGGAAGGGAGACCUUUGUAUCAAUUCACCCUUGAGGAGAAGAAGCUGGACGAUUUUGCUGGCAUGUGCUCCUAUCACCAGACUUCGCCCAGUUCCAUCUUCCCCUGCAAAUCCUUCUGUUCCCUGCGGAAGGAAGAUGGCGGGCGCCUUACCUAUAUGGGAUGGCGUCUUAUCUCCACUGCGGGGGAGAAGCGUACAGAGACUGCACUGCAAAGCUCUGAGAUCCCAGCCAUACUGCAUGAGAAAUUCGGGGUUCGGUUGGAGGGAGACUUCAAGCCAAAGGACAAAGAGAUCGUACUACCUCCUGAAGAAGACUAA